CGCUGCGGCGCGGCCAUGGCGGAGCGAGUGAUGGAGGAGCUCUCGGCCCUGGCUGCGAUUUUCUGCGGGCCCGCCGAAUGGGAAGUGCUGAGUCGCUCAGGGCCAGAAAAUUACUGAGAGAAGAAUGAAAGUUGGUAAGAAUUUGAUUAGCCAGCUCAAUAGCCUUUUAAGACUUUCUCCUUGGACUGCCUGUUUGUCAGUUAGUUCACUGACAGGACAUGGAAGCAACCUAAAUGUCCAUCGACAGGUGAAUGGAUAAAGAAGAUGUGGCACACAUAUACAAUGGAAUAUUACUUGGCCAUAAAGAAGAAUGAAGUUGAGUUUUUUGUUGUGAGGUGGAUGGACCUACAGACUGUCAUUCAGAGUGAGAGACAGAUGGGACUGUGUUCAGAAUUCUCACAAAAGCUGAAGGAUUUAUGGAUGCGGAUAUACCCUUACAAUUGGUGUUCCAUUUACCAGUCAGUUACCCGUCAUGUCUGCCUGGUGUUGUGGUUAACUCCGAAUACCUGACCCGGGCCCAGUGUGAGAUUGUGAAAGAGAAGUUACUGGAGCAAGCAGAGACCCUUUUGUCGGAACCUAUGGUUCAUGAGCUGGUUCUCUGGAUUCAGCAAAACCUCAGGCACAUCCUCAAGCGACUGGAACCUGGAGGUGGCAGUGAAAAGUGCACUUCUGCAGCAAGCACGACUGUGGAUGAUGGAUUGUGGAUGGCUCUUUUGCAUUUAGAUCACAUGAGAGCAAAGACUAAAUAUGUCAAAACUGUGGAGAAGUGGGCUUCCGAUUUAAGGCUGACAGGAAGACUGAUGUUCAUGGGUAAAAUAAUACUGAUUUUACUGCAGGGAGACAGAAACAACAUUAAGGAGUACCUGAUUCUUCAGAAAACCUGCAAAGUCGAUGUGGACUCAAGUGGAAAGAAAUGCAGAGAGAAAAUGAUUAGUGUACUCUUUGAAACAAAAGUACAGACAGAACACAAAAGGUUUCUGGCAUUUGAAGUCAAAGAGUAUUCAUCGUUGGAUGAGUUACAAAAGGAGUUUGAAACUGCAGGACUUAAGAAGCUUUUCUCCGAAUUUGUACUUAGGCUGGUAAAAUGAAGUGGAAGACAGGAAUCUUUUACUGAAACAACUGUGGCUUUUUUUGUUUUGUUUUGUUUUUGUUUUUUGCAUUGGAUUUUGAGAGUGGCUAAUUGAAAUACUCAUAAGGGAACAAUUUUAGAGUUUCUGUCAAGCAAAAUGACAGACACCAUCAUAACUUCAGGACAAAAGCCAAUCCUCUUUAUGGAAUAUUAAACAGUAAAAAUACCCAUGUAUUCUAAUUUUGCCAGUGAAGGCUGGGUUCAAUAGAUGGGAUGUUGUUUGAGAGAUAAAUAUAAAAAGAUGAUGGUAAAUGAGCCCUUGUGUUUAUACAGAGGAUUUGUUUGGAACUGUGCAAUUUUCUGGUUAAUUUUCUUGUAAUUAAAUGAAUUU
Messenger RNA from Hippopotamus amphibius kiboko, 1460 nucleotides. It is a transcript of the gene RWDD3, whose product is annotated as RWD domain containing 3. The transcript has 5 exons. NCBI's taxonomy places the organism in Eukaryota, Metazoa, Chordata, Mammalia, Artiodactyla, Hippopotamidae. Gene Ontology annotation, biological process: positive regulation of protein sumoylation; positive regulation of hypoxia-inducible factor-1alpha signaling pathway. Gene Ontology annotation, molecular function: protein binding. The coding region runs from base 417 to 1088 and encodes 223 amino acids. The record is from RefSeq and is a predicted model, not a curated record.